Molecule: messenger RNA, 133 nt
Organism: Racocetra persica
Lineage: Eukaryota; Fungi; Glomeromycota; Glomeromycetes; Diversisporales; Gigasporaceae
Source: the annotation of a GenBank genome assembly
UUUUUUAAUACCAUGGAUCAUAAUGAAUAUAUUUCUGACAACAAUUCGUAUACUGACCCUUAUAUUGAUCCUCAAGCGGACUCCUUUAUUGAUUCUGAUAAUGAACUUCAAGAUAAUAAUACUGACUUUUCUA